Messenger RNA from Ooceraea biroi (clonal raider ant), 2210 nucleotides. RefSeq names its product pancreatic lipase-related protein 2. Gene Ontology annotation, molecular function: lipase activity; serine hydrolase activity. Gene Ontology annotation, biological process: lipid catabolic process. NCBI's taxonomy places the organism in Eukaryota, Metazoa, Arthropoda, Insecta, Hymenoptera, Formicidae. The record is from RefSeq and is a predicted model, not a curated record.
UGACGCGCGCGAAGCGAUGAGACGGAGCGGAGAAGCAAAGCGCCACCGGCGCGGCCGCUGCCGUGGAUACUCCUCGUUACUUUCUAAAUUCCCCCGGUUGACGAUAUAUAUCCCCCGAUGACUUUGCGUUUUGCAAUCGUACUCAUCGCGGCGGGAAUCACAUCCGACGUACGGUAGAUUUUUCAUCGUUCGCCUGGAUGUUAUAUCAUAAACCACGGGAUCACCGCGGGAGAUGGCGGUCAGUGCCGUGAGGUACCUCGCUCUUUUCGUGCUCUACGUUUUGGAGUACCAUCAUGCAACGGCGCAAAAUAAGACCCUUAAGGACCUUUUCGACAGUACGUCAUGCGCUAAGCCUCCUUACACUUGUCCGCAUCCGCAAAUAGAAUUUUACCUGUAUACCAGAGAAACACAGAAAAACCCCCUGCUGUUAGACGUCCGAGAUUUCAAUUCCUUGCGCCAUUCUAAAUUCAACAAGAAUCAUCCAACGAAGAUCAUUAUUCAUGGCUUCGGCGGUGGACGAAACUUAGUUCCUAGCACGCAUUUGCGAGACGCAUAUUUCGCGCGAGGCGAUUACAAUAUUAUAAUCGUGGAUUAUGGUUCGUUGGUACGCGAGCCCUGUCUCUCGCAGCUCUCAUGGGGCCCGGAUUUCUGUUCGCAAUGUGUCGCGCAGCUAGUAAACUAUCUGAGAGACCAUCCUCGGGGCACGACAGCCGAGAACAUACAUGUACUUGGGUACAGCGUGGGUGCGCAUAUCGCUGGACUCAUCGCAAAUUACUUGCCGAAUGACAAACUCGGGAGAAUUACGGGCCUCGAUCCAACGAUAUUUUUCUACAUGAAUGGCAACCGUUCGAUGGAUUUAGACGAAACGGAUGCCCAUUUUGUGGAUAUUAUCCAUACAGCCGCCGGAAUUUUAGGGCAAUGGGGACCCACCGGCCACGCGGAUUUCUACGUAAAUGGUGGUUCGAGUCAGCCCGGGUGCGCCACUUCUUCUAUACUUCAAACGCUUUCGUGCGAUCACACAAAGGUAACACCAUACUACAUAGAAUCGAUCACAACGAAAAACGGAUUCUGGGCGGCGCCAUGCGCAAAUCUGUUCUCUUACCUGAUCGGAUGGUGCAAUCCCAAGAGAGAAGCGUACAUCCUGAUGGGAGAAGAUACCCCACAUACAGCACGCGGCAUCUUCUAUCUGUCAACAAACGCACACAAACCGUACGCCCGAGGACUGCCCGGAAAAAGCCAGCAUCAGACAAGUCGGAAGCGAUCGUCCUCCCGCCAGUAUUAAGCCUGUUGAAGCAGCUGAUCAAUAUAAUUAUAGAGUAGUUUAACGUAUUACAUGAAUACGCAAAUUAGUCAUUUGUUUAAGCUGUACACAUUACAUUGGUAAGUUUUGUUUUGUAUGUUACUUUGUAUAUUUAAUCGCUAGAGUUUGCCCAAUUCCAAUUUUUACUCAAUAAAGAAGGUUUCGUUAUAGAGAUUGUUUGUGCAAUAAUUAUUGCAACAGAUUAAACGUGUUCCGUAUUGUAAUUUGCAUUUAUCGAUAUAGCCAAUUAAUAAUUCCAUAUAUUCAACACGUAACACUUUCACUUUCGAUCUUCCUCCUGUUUGCCAUGGGAUUUUAUAUGUAUUAUUAUUUAUUUGCAUUUGCAUGCUUACGAAAAGAUGUAUUUUCGAUGUAUUCAAGAUUGAUACUUACCAGUUAUUUCGCUUGUACCGAUUGCAUAUCCUAAUUUAAAAAAGUCACGUCGUGACUUUGGAAAGGAGACAUUGUAAAACAGGAUUAAAUUACGUCAAUAAAGUUGCGUCAGUCGGGAUAACUUUAUGCAACAGCGAAUAGAACGGAGUUUAUUUCGAAAGUGAGACAGGUUUGCUUUUUAGGAACCUAUUUCAUCAAGAUUCAUGAUGUCAUUUCAUUAUUUCGUAAUAUGAAAUUCAUUUACUCUUUGUGAAAUUUUGUUCUUCUUAGCACUGUACCUGAUUCCAAUAUCUUUCUUCGUAAAGCUAUUUCGUGACGUACAGUUAUCCCCACUGAUAGAAUCUGAUCCUGUUUCAUGAUAAGUACAUGAUACGUAAUUAUUAAUAUAUGUAUGUAAUUAAUUGUUCGUAAUCUGUAAUGUUCAAGUUUGUUCCUUCAUUAAUUAAGAUUAAUUCGAACUUGUAACGCGAGAUAUUUCCUUGUACAAAAAUUUUUAUGAUAUAUAAACAUCACAAGU